AACAUCCCACUGGAUUAUGCACUUAUUGUAAUGUACAAGAGACAGUGAAGCAUAUACUGUUAAGACAAAAUAUGAAGAAGAUAGGGCAGAAUUAAAGGCACAAAUGGAUGAACAGAGCAUGACACUUGAGCAUUUAUUAGGGAAAGCAUCUGGGAGAAUACACAAUUUAUUAAUGUUAUUUUUGAAAAACACGGGGUUAAGUGAAAGAAUUUAAUAGGGUUUUGUUUUCUUCUCUUCUCUCUCCACUCCUUUGAUGUCAGUCUAAUGCCCACACUCCAGUCUAGUAGGUGGCGGUAAUGCACCUUUGAGAUGAGUUGCCAACCGCCAUUAAACCUGAAAGAAGAAGAAGAAGAAGUUCGCGUAGUUCACCUGAUGCGCGUACAUCUUCAAACAGUAAAAAUGCCAGGUGGAUCAACUCUUCGGCAGUGCACCCAUUGCCUGGAAAAGAUCAAUUGUGCCAAUCGAAGAUGCACCAAGUGUGGGAAGCUGCUGGACAUGAAAUCCAGGCAGGCGGCCCGUAUAAAAGCAUUCCGGACCAGAGCCAAGGAAUGGGCACAAAAUGUCAAAAAGUCCCACAAUCGGGCAAAAAUCUUUGACAACAGUGCCCUGCUGGUGGAGAAAAUGAUGGCCCUUGGGUACUUUCCCCUCCUGCUAUGGGGAAAGUACAGACUGCAAAAUAAAAAGUGGGUGGCCCAGUUCCAGUGCCCAUUUGAGCUGCCAGUGGUAGUGGAUGCGGUCCUGGAGAAGAUAGUGUGGCUAUUUGAAGGUUUAUUAGAAGCAUGUGAUCCUGAUAGAGUGGAGUUGGGGCAGCAAGAGAGGACAGGAGAAGAUGUGGCAGAAAGAGAAAUGGAUGACAAAGACCAGAGAAGGCCAGGGGAGCUGCGUGAAAAAGGACAGACUGAGAGGAGGGACAUGCAGGAGAUGGAGAUAGAGGCCCAGGAAGACAGAGGAGAGAGUGAGAGAGUGGAGAGAGGAGAGAUGGAGGGACAGAAAGACUUAAAAGAGCUGGGACUGAUGGACACAGAAGAGAUGGAGGCAGACGAGAAGAGAGAACAGACAGAGGAAGUGGGAAAAAAAGAGAUUGAGGCGAAGAAGAAAGUAGUAGCAGCAAACAGGUAA
Sinocyclocheilus grahami is the source of this 1119-nucleotide messenger RNA. RefSeq lists its product as uncharacterized. The transcript has 5 exons. NCBI's taxonomy places the organism in Eukaryota, Metazoa, Chordata, Actinopteri, Cypriniformes, Cyprinidae. The coding region runs from base 310 to 1119 and encodes 269 amino acids. The record is from RefSeq and is a predicted model, not a curated record.